UUGGGAAGCCUGGGCCUGGGCUUGCCAUCCCAGGGUCACUGGACUAGGAUGGGGGAUGGGCCUGUGACAGGAGGUACCCUGGGUGUCCUUUUUCGGCCCCAUGGAGUCCUCACCCAUCCCAGAGUCAUCAGGGAACUCUUCCACUCUGGGGAAGGUCCUUCAAACCCCAGGUCCCUCUACUGCCAGUGGGGUCCCAGAAGUGGGGCUGCGGGACGUGGCUUCAGAAUCUGUGGCCCUCUUCUUCAUGCUCCUUCUGGACUUGAUCGCUGUGGCUGGCAAUGCUGCUGUGAUGGCUGUUAUCGCCAAGACACCUGCCCUCCGGAAAUUUGUCUUCGUCUUCCACCUCUGCUUGGUGGAUCUGCUGGCCGCGCUGACCCUCAUGCCCCUGGCCAUGCUCUCCAGCUCCGCCCUCUUUGACCAUGACCUCUUUGGGGAGGUCGCCUGCCGCCUCUACUUGUUCCUGAGCGUAUGCUUUGUCAGCCUGGCCAUUCUCUCAGUGUCAGCCAUCAAUGUGGAGCGCUACUAUUAUGUGGUCCACCCCAUGCGCUACGAGGUGCGCAUGACGCUGGGGCUGGUGGCCUCUGUGCUGGUGGGUGUGUGGGUAAAGGCCUUGGCGAUGGCUUCUGUGCCAGUGUUGGGAAGGGUCUCCAGGGAGGAAGGAGCUCCCAGCAUCCCCCCAGGCUGCUCACUCCAGUGGAGCCACAGUGCCUACUGCCAGCUCUUUGUGGUAGUCUUUGCUGUCCUUUACUUCUUGCUGCCCCUGGUCCUUAUCCUCGUGGUCUACUGCAGCAUGUUCCGAGUAGCCCGCGUGGCUGCCAUGCAGCAUGGACCGCUGCCCACGUGGAUGGAGACACCCCGGCAACGCUCGGAGUCUCUCAGCAGCCGCUCCACCAUGGUCACCAGCUCAGGGGCCCCCCAGACUACACCGCACCGGACGUUUGGGGGCGGGAAGGCGGCAGUGGUGCUCCUGGCCGUGGGGGGGCAGUUCCUGCUCUGUUGGUUGCCCUACUUUUCUUUCCACCUCUACGUUGCCCUGAGCACUCAGCCCAUUUCGACUGGGCAGGUGGAGAAUGUGGUGACCUGGAUCGGCUACUUCUGCUUCACUUCCAACCCUUUCUUCUAUGGAUGUCUCAAUCGCCAGAUCCGGGGGGAGCUCAGCAAGCAGUUUGUCUGCUUCUUCAAGCAGGCCCCAGAGGAGGAGCUGAGGCUGCCUAGCCGGGAGGGCUCCAUUGAGGAGAACUUCCUGCAGUUCCUUCAGGGGACUGCCUGUCCCACAGAGUCCUGGGUUUCCCGACCUACACCCAGCCCUAAGCAGGAGCCACCUGCUGUUGACUUUCGAAUUCCAGGCCAGAUAGCUGAGGAGACCUCCGAGUUCCUGGAGCAACAACUCACCAGCGACAUCAUCAUGUCGGACAGCUACCUCCGUCCUGCCCCCUCACCUCGACCAGAAUCAUGA
Molecule: messenger RNA, 1456 nt
Organism: Equus quagga
Lineage: Eukaryota; Metazoa; Chordata; Mammalia; Perissodactyla; Equidae
Gene: GPR61
Product: G protein-coupled receptor 61
Biological process (GO): G protein-coupled receptor signaling pathway
Cellular component (GO): signaling receptor complex; plasma membrane; endosome
Molecular function (GO): G protein-coupled receptor activity
Source: RefSeq, a predicted model, not a curated record